AACCUACCAAUAAUAAUAAUAAUGAAGAAGAGUAUGUUUUUAGAGAUGUAUUAGGCUCUAAAUUUGAAGGUUAUAAUAGUGUUUUUUCACCAAUCAAUACUUCGAUUGAAAUUGAGUUAGGAACUAAGUUUCACUCUAUGGAAAUCACAAAAAAGGUAUUUAAGUGUGAUUUGGAAGGAAGGUAUGUUAAAAAACAUUCAAGACCGAUAUUAGCAACUGUAACGUCAUUUAAUAAUGAACACAACCAUGAGAUUUCUAUUGAAACUGUGAAAUUUUCUACCACUUACAAAAAUUUUUCUGAAGAAAUCAUGGAACAGAUAAAAUUUUAUGUUGUGCAUGGCCGAUGUGAUGCAGGAACAAUUAGGAAUCUCCUUCAACUAAAGUAUCCUGAUCAUGUGUUUCUUAUUCAAGACCUAGGGAAUGCAAUUCAAAGAAUUAAACGAGAAAAGGGAUUGAAUUUAGGGGAAAUAGCAUCUCUAUUAAUGAAGCUUCUUGAAUUGCAAGCUAAUGAUCCUACAUGGUUUGUAAAGCUAUUAAUAGAUAACACAAGUAACUGGUUAGUUGGUAUUUUUUGGAUGUCAUCAGAUCUCUUUAUAUUAAUCAAUAACUAUAAUAAGAGUAGGUUGGCAGCUCAAGCAUUUAUGCAGAAUGAAAGACAAGAAUCAUACAAAUGGUUACUUCAAUAUUAUCUUGAAGCAUGUGAAAUUCCUCUAUUAACAUUUGUUACUGAUGCUGACACCGCAAUGAUUGCAGCCAUUUUUAUAAUAUUUCUAGAGAUUCAUCAUAUGCAAUGUUUAUAUCAUCUCUAUCAAAAUCUUCCAAAAAACCUUCGUUCAUGUUUAGGAUUAUCACUUUAUCAGGAAUUCCUUAAAGAUUUUAAAGGAAUUCAAUGCUCUUAUUGUGAAAAUGUAUUUGAAAAAUAA
Messenger RNA from Funneliformis caledonium, 923 nucleotides. The record is from the annotation of a GenBank genome assembly. NCBI's taxonomy places the organism in Eukaryota, Fungi, Glomeromycota, Glomeromycetes, Glomerales, Glomeraceae.